UGAGUUAGAGAGAGAGAGAGAGAGAGAGAGAGAGAGAGAGAGAGAGAGAGAGAGCUUGGCCAGCGCAGAGAGGCACGGAGACGCAGCAGAGAGCAUCAAGGCGACUUCAUCUGGGAACAAAUCAAUACAACAAGUUGGAGAAACAGGGAUACUCGGUGCGGGGGGGGAAAUAACAACAACAAGAGAACACAUCGGAAGAGGUCUUUUCUGCACGGACAUUACAAUGAAAGGGUUACCUGGCUGCAUUUUGGAUUUGGAGUCUUUUAUUGCACCGCUGCGACUUUGACACACGAGUUGCGCAGUCUCUCUAGGAGUUGUUUGUUGGGGAGGAAUUUGAGGGAACACGAAAUUAAACUUGAGUUGGACCUCCAGGAACAUUGGAAAGGAAGACACAAAAGAACCACUGCCACCAUGGAGAAGGACCAGUGCUACUACAACGAGACCAUCGCCUUCUUCUACAACCACAGUGGCAAGUACCUCGCCACCGACUGGAACACCGUCAGCAGGCUGGUGAUGGGCCUGGGCAUCACCGUGUGCAUCUUCAUCAUGCUCGCCAACCUCCUGGUGAUGAUCGCCAUCUACGUCAACAGGAGAUUUCACUUCCCCAUCUACUACCUGAUGGCCAACCUGGCGGCUGCUGACUUCUUCGCCGGACUGGCCUACUUCUACUUGAUGUUCAACACGGGGCCGAACACCAGGCGCCUGACCGUGUCCACGUGGCUGCUGCGCCAGGGCUUGAUCGACACCAGCCUGACGGCCUCCGUGGCCAACCUGCUCGCCAUCGCCAUCGAGCGCCACAUCACCGUGUUCCGAAUGCAGCUGCACACACGCAUGAGCAACCGCCGCGUGGUGGUGGUGAUCGUCAUAAUCUGGACCAUGUCCAUCGCCAUGGGGGCCAUCCCCAGCGUGGGCUGGAACUGCAUCUGUAGUCUCGAGAACUGCUCCAACAUGGCGCCGCUUUACAGCAACUCCUACCUGGUCUUCUGGGCGGUGUUUAACCUCGUGACCUUCGUUGUCAUGGUGACGCUCUAUGCCCACAUCUUUGUCUAUGUGCGCCAGAGGACCAUGAGGAUGUCGCGGCACAGCUCCGGGCCACGGCGCAACCGAGAUACCAUGAUGUCUCUCCUGAAAACCGUGGUGAUUGUGUUGGGCGCGUUCAUCGUCUGCUGGACCCCCGGCCUGGUCAUCCUCCUCCUCGACGUUUUCUGCGUCAACUGCAACGUCCUCACCUACGAGAAGUUCUUCCUGCUCCUCGCCGAGUUCAACUCGGCCAUGAACCCCAUCAUCUACUCCUACCGCGACAAGGAGAUGAGCGCCACCUUCAGGCAGAUCCUGUGCUGCCAGCGGCAGGAGAACGUCAACGGGGCGGUGGCGGAGGGGUCCGACCGGUCGGCGUCGUCCGUCAACCACACGGUGCUGAGCGGCGCCGCGCACAGCCACCACCUCCACCACCACAACAACGAACACUCGGUGGUAUAAAAAAAAGAAGGGCUGGAGAUUACGGGGGAUUAAUCCAGCUUCUUGAAGGAGGUUAAUCUGUGUGGGAGAUACUGACGGAGAGAAGGUGAGCGGGAAGGUCGAGAGGGACUGCGAACAUGAUACGAACUAAAGACAGCAAGGUGAGAACUCGCAGGAUGAAGAUGGGGGGGAGGAGUUGAUGACGAGCUGGAUGAGAUCGCUGCGAAGAAGAGGAUGGCGACUUCGAGGACUCCGAAAGGCUGUUAGUAUUUCUGUUUAGUUGUUUAUUAAUUGUUUUGAAUGUGUUGUCAUGGACAGUGCUGACAUGAACUAUUUAAAAGUAAUCUGUGAAAUGAAGGUAAUGCCAGUACUCCAGUGUUCUUUUACUUUGUGUCCUGAGAUUUCAGACUUCUUCCCCUCGGUCCCCGUUCUCAAGAAAGAUCUCGUUACAUCAUGUUACAUUCAGACGGCAUCGCGCUACCAUCGGACUCUUUUCGAACACUAUUCUUUCUUUUUCUUUUAUGUUUGGGAGGAAAGAUAGCAAAAAGCUGAUUUUUUUUCUUCUCGAUAGUAUUUGGAUCCAUUUACGUAGGUUUUUACUUUUCCAAAAUGCAGAAGUCAAAGCGAAACAUAUAUGGGACAUCCUGCCGAUGCUCAUAAGAUAAAUGAAUAUAUCAAUACUGCAUGUUUGACAUGUUUGGCGACCUACCAGAAAUGACCAUUAUGGAUUGUUUGAGUAACCAGAGCCGUUACUCAUUUCCGCAGCAGAAAGUGACCUUGCGACCUCAACUCAUUAUUCUACUGAUCCUCUUCUUCCACUGAUAAGGCUUUAGAGAAUCCAGAUUCUUCCUUUCGUCUAACUUAAAUACACAAGGCGUCCAGGAUCUGUUAUUUGUUCCCUCUAAGGAAUUAGAGACAAGUUGUUCCAGGGAUCCCCCCAAAAAGGGGAGGAUGUUUGCGGUUUUAGAACAGGCUCUGUGCCACGGUGGUAUGUGGAGACAAGGUGAUGGUCAUCUCUGCCGAAUGUUAGCAGACGUGAAGUGUGCUGAGCUGUCUGCCUCUCGUGGUUUUUACGAAGCGUGUCCGUGAGGCUGAAACGAUUGUGUGAAAGUACAAUUCAAUGUGAAUGUGAAAGUACAAUAUAAUGUUUACUGAUUGUGAGCGGUGACAGGAUGGGCCGUAACGUCUGUUUUACAGCAUGGACCUGAAGAUAGAAUCGGUGCCUGCUUGUUCAUGGCAAACUCAAAGGUCAUCUGACAGUUAUAUAUAUGAAGUUAUAUUUCAGUCUGGACCAAAGAGGUCAACUGACCCACAGACUGACCGUCCAAUUGCAUUGCCUUACAUAGAGCCACAUUGCAAGCUCGGCCAAUAAAAGUCCAGUUUGCAACCGGUCAGUGGUCAAUCUUUCCAUUGCGUUCCAAUAUUUCUCUCCAUAAUUUGAAGAAAAACCCUUUGGCCCUGCCUACUAAAUGUAACUCAUGAGCACCAUUUCAGCUCAGCCGAUAAUAAAUAAUUUUUAUAAUAAUAAUAUUAGCUGAAAAUCCCAAAACACCAAUGUGCAUCUUUUAUUGCGGUAUUCAUUACAAUUACCAUUUUUUUUUAUUUUCUUGUGUGAAAAGUUCUCUCCAACAAUACUACAGUCUUCAUAAACAAUCUAAGGAAAGUAUGUAAAUAUCGUUCCUGUUAACCAGAAACUGAAUGUCAUGUUCAUAUUUUUUUUGUUUUGUUGUUGCAGCAUAUUGAUGAUAUGCUGUAAUACAGAUUUCCAUCCAAAAUAAUAUAUGACGUUUUGUUUAUGUCACUAGAAGAUGUUUGGAGUAAUGAUAAUGUUUUUUUGUUUUUUUUUGUGAACCAGUCCUUAUUUGAAAAUGCUGCAGAUACAAAUAAUCCCCCAACAAUUCUGUAUCUCUGCCUCGGCCUCCUCGCCGUCCCUCCUCAUGGCGUCUUGAGAGGGACACGCCCUGCGUUUAAAGCUUCCCAGAGAUUUAAAGGUGCAGCGUGUAGGAUUUGGCGCCACCUAGCAGUGAGGUUGCAGACUGUGACCCACUGAAACUUCUCCCCCUUGUCCAGCGCGUAGGCACAACAUCUAGAGCCAGUGAUUGGUUUGUCCACUCUGGGCUACUGUAGAAGGGCUACUGCUCCAUAAAGAGGAUCAAGAACUUUCCUCAUUCUGAGGUCAACAAAAACAAAACAAUUCUCUUUUUUGGGGUGAUUAUCCCUUUAAAAAGACGACUGUAGAUCCACCAAACGGUACACGCUGUGACCGUAAGGUGGCACAUAUUAUGUAAUUGUCUCAUGCGUAACCUGGUGACAGGCAUAAAGUGGGGUUCUGAUCAUGUUGUUGUUUAUUGCAACAACUUUAUAGAAUUUUUUUUUGCCACAAAACAACAUUAAGCAUUGUUGGUAGUCUCAUUCUUUUUAAAGGGGCAUUGAGUCUUCAGGUAAUACUCUUGAUGAAUGAUGAUAUCUUAUUUCCUCCACUGUCUGCUCUCAACUGAAGUCAGUCGGCCUGGUGAUGCUGUGACGUACAUCGUUAGAAAUCGCCAGCUGAAGGUUUUUUGUUUUCUUUGUCUUGAAUCAAAACACAUUUUGGCCUAAAUACAUAGACCGAGCUCCCAACAAGCGCCGCCAAAAGCACAGAUGUUUUCCAGGAAGCAAGAUGUGUGUCAGGGGUUUAAGCUGCAGCUGAAAUGAAGUCAGCUGCUAUGUUGGUCAACAUGUCGCCCUGUUUGUGAGACAACUUAAGUCCUUUUAUUUAGAAUUAUGAUUCUAUGUGUCACUGCUUCACAGCCUUUUAAUCUACAAGUUGUGCCUUUACACUUAAACAAAAAUAUUAAAAGUUAACGGAGAAAACUCAACAAUCUUCAAUAUUUUCUUCUGAGACAAUUCAACUUAAUUCCUUUAGUUUUGCCUUUAAGCUUUUCCAUCCUUUACUUCUGUUAACAUCACAACCGGCCUCACGGGACUAACAGCAGCAGCACUCUUUGUAUUGUUGACCAACCCUCCAGAUUUGACAUUCACUGUCACCAUUUUUCUAACAAAGUAACGCUUCAGGUUAUAUAACAACUAAACUUUCUGUCUUCGUGUGCCUCUGUUUACCAGCAUGUCAUUCUUUUGUACACCGUUGUAUGUAUAUGUGUACAGUGUGUAUGUAUAUAAAAUAUAUUAUUCAAAGUUAAUCACCAAAGGGAAAGUGUUUUUGUGUUUGUAAAUUUACGUGUUUAUAAUCUGUCCAAACGUACUGUAGGAUUUUGUUUAUGGUUAUUAUGACAUAAGCUCUUUUUGUGUUGUGAGCCUAAUUAAUGCAUUCCCUGUAGACUAUUGCGGUUAUUAAUUUGUUUGUGACCCAGAACUAGAUAUCGAUGCUCGCAGUGCCUUCCGGUGCCCCUCCUGAAAGUGUAACUUAAAAAAGUGUAACUUAAAACCCUCUCUGGAUUAAAGUGUGCCUCGUUGCACCUGUAACCACACCCACCAGUGAUGUCACGGCGUCCUGGAGUACGCUUGUACAUCACUGCAGGUGGUUUUAACUACUCUUUAAUUGUGUGUGUUGCUGACAACAUAAUUUAAUUCAAUUGCCUUAAAGUACAGCAAAGUCAAAAGUGUAUGUAUGGUUUUUACUUAAAAUGUUCACAGUCUCAAAAUAUUAUAUUAAAUGAGUACAAGCUCAUGAAUACAGAUGUUUUUUUAGUUUUUUAGUGUGAUUUGAUUUAAAAGCAAUCACAUUUUUAUUAUUUUUUUAUUUUCAUUUAGCAUCAUUAAGGCAACAUUCCCUGGUGCCAUAUGACAUGAUAAAACACGUUCUCCCAUUCUUUUCAAUGUAAGUCCGUCCGGGGAGGACAAAGUCCCUUUCCCAGCUUGAACGUGCCUUUCCUGAAAAACAUUUUUAUCACGUUAGCUCCCCAGAUCAGCACAUCCCUGCCAGCGUAUCCUGACUACUUCUGCCUUUAUUGUGUUGCACUCAAUAAAUGUUGUCAUUUUCAUACCAAAAACUGUUAAUACCCAAAGUGUUUUCACAGAAUGAUGAUAUGUAUGCUAUCAGGAUCUUCCUAGCCUGUUCUUCCAAAGUGAAACAUUUGCUUUAAGAUGUUUUUUUGUUGCCAAGCCUCAGAUUUAACAAAGCGUGUACCAGUAGUUUGUGGAACGUAAAUGUGAUUUCCAUACUAUCUAUACUGUACGGGCCAAUAUCAAUGAAUGUCCACCCAGAGUCAUAGUGUUGAUAUCCCAGCAACAAUAAAAACAUGAGAAAAGUCU
Messenger RNA from Cyclopterus lumpus (lumpfish), 5709 nucleotides. It is a transcript of the gene lpar1, whose product is annotated as lysophosphatidic acid receptor 1. Gene Ontology annotation, cellular component: membrane. Gene Ontology annotation, molecular function: lysophosphatidic acid receptor activity. The coding region runs from base 412 to 1479 and encodes 355 amino acids. The record is from RefSeq and is a predicted model, not a curated record. The transcript has 3 exons. Gene Ontology annotation, biological process: phospholipase C-activating G protein-coupled receptor signaling pathway; neurogenesis. NCBI's taxonomy places the organism in Eukaryota, Metazoa, Chordata, Actinopteri, Perciformes, Cyclopteridae.